This is a messenger RNA of Hylaeus volcanicus, 4054 nucleotides long. It is a transcript of the gene Su(z)12, whose product is annotated as polycomb protein suz12-B. Gene Ontology annotation, molecular function: chromatin DNA binding. NCBI's taxonomy places the organism in Eukaryota, Metazoa, Arthropoda, Insecta, Hymenoptera, Colletidae. Gene Ontology annotation, cellular component: ESC/E(Z) complex; nucleus. The transcript has 9 exons. The record is from RefSeq and is a predicted model, not a curated record. Bases 187 to 2751 code for a protein of 854 amino acids.
AAAUGCUUAGGUACGUCGUUGCUGAUAACGAAAAAUUAGUCGGUUUUAGUUACUGGCGACGAUAUAAGGGUGCGCUUUAGUUGCUGGCUAAGCGCCGCAGAUUUCGCGCGGGGCGGGUGUUGUCAUUGUAUUUUCACGUGACGAAAGUGAGUUUCCGUGGAAUAUUCGACAACGAAUCGCGCGAAAAUGCCGCCGAAAAAGCGGGAGAAAGAACUAGACGGGCAAAAGGGUCCGCGAAUGGAUCAAAUACAAGCAGAUCAUGAGCUAUUCCUACAGGCCUUCGAAAAACCAACUCAAAUAUAUCGAUUUCUACGCACAAGAAACCAAAUUUCACCGAUAUUUCUAUAUAGAAAUUUAACUUAUAUGAAGCAACGUAUGUCUAGAAGCCAUAAAUCUCGACGAGGGUUUAAAAUUGACAUGAUAUUGGAAAAAUUAAUGUCGAAAAACAAUCAAGAGGAAAAUCCUGGUGUUCGUGGAUACAUGACUCUUACUUUUUUAGGUUUUUACGAUAAAAAAGCUGAAGCACCUCAAGAUCCAGUCAAAGUAGAAACGUUAUUAUUGAAAAUUUGUCAUAAGAAACGAAAGGAUGUGAGUUCACCGAUCAUGCAGGUUUCUGUUGGUACAAGUGAAGUGCCAAUUAAUCCUUGCGAAAAUCAACCUCCGCCAAAAGCACCUACUAUAUCUAUACCCAACGAAUCGUUCAGCUUAAACAAUGGUCACGUAGCAAAGACUUAUAUGCUUUUACUUAGAGUUUAUUGUACGUCCAAUUCUGGCUGCCUUAUACACAACUGUGAUUUAGAUGAACCAGCUCAAAAGCGUCGUAAAUCCUCCACUGGUUCGCUUAAAACUGGAGAAGAAAUAAAAUUGUACGGUUCCGAACUCAUAGUGUACGAUAAACAUAAUCGAUGUUUGUUGACGGAUGGCGAUUAUGAAUUAGGUUUACAGGAAGUACAAACCAAUGUUCGAUCUAGCCCAAAGAAACACAGCUCUUGGGAGUCUGUACCUGAAAUUAAAGAAUGCGGCCCUUUCGAAGUGUUCAGUAAAGGUCCGACAUUAAAAUUUAGACUUAAUUGGACAACCGAACCGAGUAACGGUUUGGUGGAUAGACCAACUCCGAUACAUCCAGUACCGAAUGGAGAUAACAAAGAAAAUCGAUCUGGAAACACUGGUCUAGAACGUUCUUCCACAAAUAACAAUAAUAGUAGUACCAAUAAUAGUAAUCAUCAUAAUCAUCAUAAUAAUAAUAGUACACUGCCAACACCUAGUCCUCUUAAUUCUUCGAGAAUGAUAACGCCCAAUGAAAAGACAACGGAAAUCUCGAUGGGUACACAGCAAAUAGUUUAUCAAUUUCUGUAUAAUAAUAAUAGUCGUCAACAAACGGAAGCCUGCGAGGAUCUACAUUGUCCAUGGUGCUCUUUAGACUGUGGAAAACUUUAUUCACUUUUAAAACAUCUAAAAUUAUGUCAUUCGCGAUUCACGUUCACGUACGUGCCGAUUCCACAAGGUGCUCGUAUAGAUGUAGCAAUAAACGAAUGCUAUGAUGGUUCGUACGCAGGUAGUCCUCACGAGCUGAUUUCGCAACCUUCUAGCGCAGCUUUCUCAAGGACAGGUCCAACGAGACGCACAAGUGUGACAAAUAUCUUAGUGUGUCGUCCAAAAAGGACCAAACCAAGUCUCUCCGAGUUUCUCGAACUCGACGAGAAUGAAUUCGAAAGCCAAAGACCUUAUAUUACAGGACACAAUAGAUUGUAUCAUCACACCGUUACCUGUUUGCCUAUAUAUCCGAAAGAAAUGGAUAUCGAUUCCGAAGGCGAGAACGAUCCAAGGUGGUUGCAAACAAAAACGAUGAUGAUGAUCGACGAUUUCACGGACGUGAACGAAGGAGAAAAAGAACUAAUGAAAAUGUGGAAUCUACAUGUCAUGAAACAUGGCUACGUAGGAGACUGUCAAAUACCAUUGGCCUGCCACAUGUUUCUAGAGACUAAAGGAAAGGAAUUGCUCAUGAAAAAUUUAUACCGUAAUUUCGUUUUACAUAUGUGCAGUCUGUUCGAUUUCGGUCUGAUCAGUCCUGUAAUCUUGUAUCAAACGAUUCAAAAGUUACAAGAGAUCAUGAAAGAGGGAGGCGAGAAUAGCGAUAUCCGAAAAGUUUUACAAAAGUCUCACGAAGCUCAAGUCGAGAAAUGGAUCAGUUCGGGUUGUCAUGCAUCGGCAGACACUAAUAAAAUGAGUAGUACAUGUACUAAAGUAAAUUUUAAUAGCGAUGGAACAAGUUCCAACGCGAGACGAAAGACUUCUUUGCCGCUUGGCUCGCCGAAUUCGCAGAACGUAAAAACCACGGUGUCAAUCCAUAAUAAUGUUAGUAAACAUGCUAGUAUGAUAACAACAUCGUCAAACAAGACUGUAAAUCAUAACGCGAUUCAAAAUUCUAUUAACAAAAAUUCUGGGACGUUUACAUCUAUGCAAAGCAGUACGAAUAAAACUGUUUCCACGGUUUGCGUAACGAAUACAAUUAAUAGUAAAACUUCUACGAUGGUUUCGAUAUCUAACGGUGUGUCUAAUCAAAAUGAAACAGGACAGAAACAAAUGAACGAUUUACCUACGCGGCGUAAAAGUACAAAUUCGAUAGGUCAAAUUUCCGAAAAUACGACGCCUUUACGGCGGAAAUCUAUGGCCAGUGAGAGUGCAAGUAACGAAUAUCAUAGAAGAAAAUUGGUUUUGGAUUCAAUACCAAAUGGUGGUAACGCACACUAAAACUUACUCCAAAAUAAAAAAGAGAGAAACGUUAUUAGUAACCGUUGUACAUGUGUUACUAUGCCGAUUGUACGUUUUUGUACAGUAUUUGUUGCAAAGAAUAUAAUUACAAUUAGAAGGAUUGAUAUUACAGCUAAUACUUUAUAAUCAUUGCUCUAGACACUAAAUCAAUUUUCUAUGAAUUCGAAGGUUUAACGUGAAAAUGAAAUAAAAAACAGAUUUUUUCAGAUAAACGCAGUUCGAGUAACUGCCAAUUUUAAACAAUAUUUAAAACAAGAAAAGACAAAAAUCGUAUAACGAAAUGAAUUCGUGUCGAUUACAUUCAACUGAAAAUCUUAUUUCGUAAAAGUAUAACACGCUCGUUCUUUUUUUUUUUUUGUCUAGUCAAUAACACUUUGUUUUCAAUUUUCUGAAGCUUUUAUUUGCUUAGUAAUGUACACAAAUCUUAUUGCCUCGUAUACUUAUAAUUUUCAUUAUUUGUAAGAUAUAAUAUUUUAAUAACAAAACUGAAACGAAACAAGAAACAUUAAAAUAAUGAAAAAUAAUAUAUUAAAUUUAUAUGUAAUUACUGUUCGCGGAGUGAUUCGAGAGCACCGGAAUGAAUUUAGUAUGCUCGUAGUUAAGGAUGGUAGACUUUACCUUCUACGUAAUGUUAAUUUAAAUUAUCGAUUAGAUGAAUUAGACGAAUUUAUUGAUAUCUGAGGUUGAUACAAAAAAUUAAAAUACUAUCAUUCAAUCUCUCGACACAUGGGACCUUGGUACGAUUACUUCGAAUACUUCUUGUAAAUUCAAUUUAAUAAACUGAGGCUGUAAAUUAUAAGUUUUACUCCAAAGUAAGAUCUAAGUAGAAAGAAGUGCCUUUUACAAGCCAGGGAAUCUGAACAUGAGAGUGACUAUCGUUCAUUUGUAAUCUUCAAGUUGAAUAGACAUUCAUUUGUACGCGUUAGAUGUCUAUAUGGUUUUUUAUUUAGAAAAAGGGUUUCACAGCUGAUUGUCGUUCUCGCAGAUUAACUUGGGGGAUAUGAAAUUUAGCGUAUCAAAAUGAACUUAUUCUGUGUGUGUAAUAUACACGAUUUUACUGCCGAUGGUCGUUCGAAGAAACUAUUACAUUCCUGUGACGCCUUCUUUUUAUAGUUCCGAUUAGGUAGAAUUAUUUAAUUUCGUUUAAGCCCUUGGUACUCGUUUAUGAGGAAUCAUUGUUCUCUUCGAACGACUUUUAUUACUGUCCAUUAAUAUUAUUACGUAUGCUAGGUUGUAAAUAAAACAAACAAAAAAAAUACAAUAAACAGAUGGACACGAUAAA